AUGAACCAAAAGUACUGGACUAAUACAGUCCACAAACUUUCCUCAUUUAUCAAAUCCCCGAAAUUGCAAUCCAUCAGCCAAAAUGUCAUUGAUGCCCGUAUCAUUAAAACGGGUUUUAACCCUGGAACAAGCCGUACUAACUUUCAAAUGGAAAAGCUCAUCAAAAAUGGUCAGCUUACGAUGGCACACCAAUUGUUUGAUGAAAUGCCUAACAGAAAUAUUUUCUCUGUAAACACCCUCAUUUCGGGUUAUGUAAAGUCUGGGGAUCUUGUUACUGCAAGACACUUGUUUGAUCGUGUGAUCGCUAGAAACACUGUUACAUGGACCAUUUUGAUUGGUGCUUACGCCAAAUAUGGCUCCCCUAUGGAUGCUUUCAAGCUCUAUGUGGAUAUGUAUAGCUCUAUGAUUAUGCUGGAUACUGUUAUUUUUGCCACAUUAUUGUCGGGUUUUGAUGAUAGAAAAUAUAUGAAUCAAAUGAUCCAAGUUCAUACCCACGUUGUAAAAUUGGGAUUCCAAACAGCCCUUAAUGUGUCGAAUACUUUGGUGGAUUGUUAUUGCAAGUGUCAUUGCUUGGACUUGGCUUUUAGGGUCUUUGAUGAAAUGUCAGAAAGAGAUUCUGUUACUUUCAAUGCAUUGCUUACUGGGUAUGCAAAUGAUGGGAUGAAUGAGGAAGCUGUUGAUCUGUUCUUGAAAAUGCUGAAAAUGGGUUUCAGACCUUCUGAAUUUACCUUUACUGCUGUAUCAAGUACCUGUAUCGGGUUAGGGAACUUAUUUUUCAGCAAGCAAAUUCAUGCUUUUGUAAUGAAGACCAACUUCCAUUGGAACAUUUUCGUAGCGAAUGCUUUGCUUGAUAUGUAUUCAAAGCAUGAUCAAGUACAAGAAGCCGAGAAACUUUUUGACGAGAUGACUGAGAUUGAUUGUGUUUCGUACAAUAUUAUCAUAUCUGGCAAUGCUCGGGAAGGGAAGUAUGAGAAGUCUCUUGCCCUUUUCCAGGAGUUGCAGGGCACAAAAUUUGACAGGAAGAACUUUCCCUUUGCUACUAUGUUAAGUAUAGCAGCUGACACUGCUAAUUUAGAAAUGGGUAGACAAAUUCAUUGCCACAGUAUUGUGACAAGCGCAUUGUCGGAACUUAAAGUAGGAAAUGCACUCCUAGACAUGUACGCUAGAUGUGGGCGGUUUGAUGAAGCCAAUCUGAUUUUUCAGAAACUCUCAGGUGAAGACACAAUCCCUUGGACAACAAUGAUGUCCGCUCUUGUACAAAACGGGUACCAUGAACAAGCGAUGGAUGUAUUCAUUGAAAUGUGCAGGGCGAAUGUAAACCCAGAUCAGGCCACGUUUGCCAGUAUCUUAAGAGCUACAGCAAGUUUAUCCUCACUCUCGCUGGGAAAACAACUGCACGCUUUGAUAUUGAAGUCGGGAUUCAUUUCCUAUAUGCAUUGUGGAAGUGCAUUGCUUGAUAUGUAUGCAAAAUGUGGUUCAAUGAGAGAUGCUGUCAAAACUUUUCGAGAAAUGCCUUAUAGAAACACCGUCACAUGGAAUGCCAUGAUCUCUGCCUAUGCUCAGAACGGAGAUGGUGAAGGCGCGAUCGAAUUAUUUGAGGAAAUGAUUUCAACCAGUCUUUCUCCCGAUCAAAUAAGUUUUCUUAAUGUCCUCACUGCUUGUAGCCAUUGCGGCCUUGUUGAUCAAGGAUUGAGGUAUUUCAAUAACAUCACUGAGUUGCACAAAAUGGAGCCUAGACGAGAGCAUUAUAUAGCAAUGGUUGAUAUCUUGUGCAGAAAUGGGCGGUUUGGACAAGCCGAAAAACUGAUGGCUGAAAUGCCCUUCAAGCCCGAUGAGGUUAUGCUCUCAUCGAUUUUAAACUCGUGUAGGAUCCAUAAAAACCAUGAGCUAGCGAAAAAAGUUGCAGAACGACUAUUCGAGAUGGAGGUGAAAGAUGCUGCUGCUUAUGUGAACAUGUCUAACAUCUAUGCAGUAGCAGGCGAAUGGGACAAAGUUGUAGUAGUGAAGAAAGCGAUGAGACGACAAGGAGUAAGGAAGGCGCCCGCUUACAGUUGGGUGGAAAUUAACCAUAAGAUGCAUGUUUUUUCUGCAAAUGACAGAGCUCAUCCAAGAUGGAAAGAUAUCAGAAGAAAAAUCGAGUCUUUAUCUAAAAGAAUGGAGGAAGAAGGCUAUAAACCAGAUACGAGCUGUGCCCUUCAUAAUUGGGAUGAAGAUAUCCGAGCAGAAUCGCUGAAAUACCAUAGCGAACGCAUAGCUAUAGCAUUUGCAUUGAUCAGCACUCCAGAAGGUUCACCCAUAUUAGUGUUUAAGAAUCUCAGGGCUUGUUCUGAUUGCCAUGCAGCCAUCAAGAUCAUCUCUAAGAUAGUUGGAAGAGAGAUUAUAGUUCGAGAUUCUAGUCGAUUUCAUCAUUUUAAAGAUGGGCAUUGCUCUUGUCGUGAUUAUUGGUGAUUUCGUAUAUGGGCAGCCAAUUUCGAUGGGUGUUAAAAAGUCUUGUUUAGCACAGGAAAGAAUGGUGGCAAAAGCGUGUAGUCCUUGUUGUCAAGUUACUUCUUGAUACUUAAGUUUUUCUUGAUCAGACUCUUCAAUGAAAACGAAUGAAAGCGUGUAAUUCCACUGAAAAUUGUUGCCAACAAUUUACAAUCAAUAAAUUAUUUCAUCAAAGAUUGAGAAAAUACAAAA
Amaranthus tricolor (Joseph's coat) is the source of this 2679-nucleotide messenger RNA. Its product is annotated as putative pentatricopeptide repeat-containing protein At2g01510. The record is from RefSeq and is a predicted model, not a curated record. Gene Ontology annotation, molecular function: protein binding; zinc ion binding; RNA binding. The transcript has a single exon. Lineage: Eukaryota; Viridiplantae; Streptophyta; Magnoliopsida; Caryophyllales; Amaranthaceae. Gene Ontology annotation, biological process: RNA modification. Bases 1 to 2448 code for a protein of 815 amino acids.